CCCAACACCCUGUACAGAGCUUGCCAUCAUCGCAACUGAAUGCUGUUUCGUAGUGUGGAGUAAAAAGAUGCCCCAUCGACUCAUAUCCUUUGCAGACGUUGCUAAACAUAACACGAAAGAAGACUGCUGGUGCAUUAUACACGGAAAAGUAUAUAAUUUGGGCCCUUUUCUGAAUGAACAUCCAGGAGGCGUUGGUCCCAUCCUUAAACAAGCAGGAAAGGAUGCUACAGAAGCGUUUGAACCAAUCCAUCCAAAGGAUAUCAUUGAUCGCUUUCUUCCCAAGGAACUCUACUUAGGUGAUGUGGAUCCUACGACCGUUCCUGAGAAGUCCGUUGAAGAAAGCCCUGACGCAAAAGCGCUGAAUAUGACGAAGAAACCAAGCUUGUCGGCAAUACUGAAUGCGUUCGAUUUUGAAUCAGUGGCUCGCCGAACAAUGAAACCAGAGGGAUGGGCAUAUUACUCGUCAGGGGCUGAUGAUGAAUUGACACUGCAAGAAAAUCAUGCAGCGUUUCACAGAAUAUGGUUGCGGCCUCGAGUAUUGGUCAACGUCCGUACAGUAGAUACUUCCACCACGAUGUUGGGGACGCGUUCGUCGUUGCCUUUGUAUAUAUCUGCCACGGCCUUGGGAAAGCUUGGUCAUCGUGAGGGCGAGGUGGUCUUGACACGAGCUGCGGGGACGAGGCAAAUUGUGCAGAUGAUGCCGACUCUAGCGAGCUGUUCCUUGGAUGAGAUGGUGGCUGCGAGGGCGACUGGGCAAACCCAGUGGUUUCAGCUUUACGUUAAUAGUGAUCGAAAAAUAACUGAGCGUCUAGUCCGUCACGCAGAAUCCAAGGGUGUGAAAGGUCUUUUCAUAACUGUGGAUGCACCUCAACUCGGUCGGCGCGAAAAAGACAUGCGGACAAAAUUUGUCGAUGACGCGCCAGACGUUCAAAGGGACGGCAAGGAGUCCAUAAAUCGAAAUGAGGGUGCUGCGCGGGCAAUAUCCUCUUUCAUAGAUCCCGGUUUGUGCUGGGAUGAUAUCGAGUGGUUUAAGAGCAUCACCAAAAUGCCUAUCGUGCUUAAAGGUAUCCAAAGAGGCGAGGAUGCAGUAUUAGCAGCAAAAGCAGGUGUUGCAGGGAUUGUUGUUUCGAACCACGGUGGACGGCAAUUGGAUACAGCACGGUCGGGAAUCGAAAUAUUGGAGGAAGUAAUGACGUAUCUGAAAGAGGCUGGGCUAACAGAUCGCCUUGAAGUGUAUGUAGAUGGGGGAUUCCGCAGGGGAACGGAUAUAUUCAAGGCGUUGGCGUUAGGUGCCAAAGGUGUCGGAUUGGGUCGGCCUUUCCUGUAUGCCAUGUCUACAUACGGUCAGCCGGGCGUGGAACGGUUGAUUGACUUGCUGCGGGACGAGUUGGAAAUGGUAAUGAGACUAAUGGGGACUCCUUCGAUUAAAGAUAUUAGCAAGGAUAUGGCUGUGGUCAAGAAUUUAUCUAGUCAUGUAGGACAAGCCCCGGCAGAUUCACUAUAUAGACAGGUCUACGAGCGACAGAGCACGAUUAUCGGGUCGAAAUUAUAGAUUGUAUCAAUCUCACCUGUGGCCUGCCGAUCGCUGAAGUAAGCACAUUGCAUGAUUUAUGAUUCCAAAUACAAGCAGAACCAUUGCACCUUAGUUUGAUCAUGACGAGUUGAUUAUCACAGACUUGACUUAGAGGGAUAGCCUUUGCCUAUCUUACAAUAAUAUUUUAGAGAAUCUAUGAUUGAAUCUGACUACUGGUGUCUAUCUAAUUGCCUUGACCCUACAUAUUUGCCUCACCGAGACAAAUAGACUUUAUC
Molecule: messenger RNA, 1809 nt
Organism: Spizellomyces punctatus DAOM BR117
Lineage: Eukaryota; Fungi; Chytridiomycota; Chytridiomycetes; Spizellomycetales; Spizellomycetaceae
Product: L-lactate dehydrogenase (cytochrome)
Exons: 3
Coding region: 68-1552 (494 amino acids)
Molecular function (GO): oxidoreductase activity; heme binding
Source: RefSeq, a predicted model, not a curated record